UAUUCAGUAGUAUUUAAACAAACUUAAUCCUAAAGCAAUCCCUUUGAUUUAAGUUGAGAAAACUAACAUUAAAAUGAAGUUUGGAAAAGAAUUUACUUCACAAAUGGUGCCAGAAUGGGAGGAAGCUUACAUGCAAUACAAUAACCUCAAGACAAUCUUGAAAGAAAUCUUGAUUUUUCGACGACUGAGGCAGAACCAAACAUCUCCACCAUACCAGUCUCCACAAAAAGUGAUAUUGUCCGAAAGACACUCUCUCUAUACAGCUUUUAGUGGGCUAACGAAUCGGGUUGGUAAUUACAAUGAGGAAAACAGUAGCGAUACCGAAGAAGUGAUUCUUGUAAGUGAAAUACAGCAUCAGGAGCAAUGCAUGCACUACCAAACUAUGUUUUUUCGGUCGUGGGAGGAAGGAGCAGAGAAUGAGAUUGUGUUCUUCAAAAGACUUGAUGAUGAGUUUAAUAAAGCAAUCUGUUUCUACAAACGACAGGUGGACGAGGUGGUGAUGGAGGCGGAGGAGUUGAACAAACAGAUGGAUGCUCUCUUUGCUCUUAAAGUUAAAAUCAAUGAUCUCAAUUUUCACACUUCAUCUACACCACCAAAUUCAGGUUUAUCGCCGUUAGAUGAGAUCCAAGAAACACCAGAAAGAAACCAAACAAAGAUGGUUUCUUUAGAUAUUCUAAAUCACAUAAAGAUCAAUGUCACACCAGAAUCCGGAUUAUCACCACCCUGGAGAACUAUAUUUGAUGGGACCAAAUCUGGUCUAUCAUUUAGCAAAAGUGAGCUCAGAACUGCACAAGCCAAACUGAAACAAGCUUUUGUCGAGUUCCAUAGAAAGCUCCGGCUUUUGAAAAGCUACUGUUUCUUGAAUCAACUGGCUAUAUCCAAGAUCAUGAAGAAGUAUGACAAGGUAACCUCAAGAAACGCAUCGAAAGCUUAUCUGGAGAUGGUUAAGAGUUCUUACUUGAGCCAAUCUGAUGAGGUUGUUAAACUCAUGGAACGAGUAGAAUCUGCGUUUAUUACACAUUUUGCCAAUGCAAAUCGAAGUCUAGGUAUGAAGGAUCUAAGGCCAAGGGCUAAAAAAGCCAAACAUGGAGUAACAUUUUUUGUGGGUUGUUUCUUUGGGUGUUUGAUAUCACUUGUGGUGGCAGUCAUAUUAACAAUACACGCUAGAGAUCUUCUCAAGAGUGCUGGUCGCGACCAAUACAUGACUAACAUAUUUCCAUUAUAUAGUUUGUUUGCAUACAUUGUGUUACAUAUGCUUAUGUAUGCCGGCAACAUAUACUUUUGGAAGCGUUUUCGUGUCAAUUACGCUUUCAUUUUCGGGUUCAAACCGACUACAGAAUUGGGUUGUAGAGAAAUUCUACUUCUCAGCUCUGCUCUAUUAGUACUCACUCUUGCAGCUGUACUCUCCAAUCUUGAAAUGGAAAUGGAUGAAAGAACUCUAAGUUUCACAACUCUAACGGAACUGGUCCCUCUAGGUUUAUUCAUUGUUUUACUAUUGAUAAUGAUUUGUCCGCUUAAUAUCAUGUAUCGUGCAAGCCGGUUCUUUCUCAUAGUGAACCUAUGGCAUUGUGUUUGUGCACCUCUUUAUAAAGUCACUUUCCCUGAUUUCUUCUUGGGCGAUCAGUUGACCAGUCAGGUUCAGUUACUCAGGACCGUGCAAUUUUAUAUUUGCUACUAUGGUUGGGGAGACUUCAAGAGGAGAUCAAACACAUGUAAUCAAAGCAGUCUCUACGAGUUUCUUAAUAUAUUUAUCCCGAUUAUCCCAUACUGGUUUCGCUUGCUUCAGUGCAUGCGUCAAGGAUUUGAACAGAAGGAAUAUCGUCCGGCCAUGAAUGGACUCAAGUACUUGUUGACAAUUGUUGCGGUUGUCACAAGAACACUUUAUGUUCAGAGGAGAGGAACGACAAUGAGAAUCAUAGCCGCAUCUAGCUCGGGUGUGGCUACAAUUUAUAACACCUACUGGGAUAUGGUGAAGGACUGGGGUCUUCUUUGUAAGGACUCCAAGAACCCUUGGUUAAGAGAUAAACUCAUUUUACCAAGCAAAUCAGUCUACUUUAUAGCAAUGGUAAUGAAUGUUAUAUUGCGACUCUCAUGGAUGCAAACAGUUUUAGAUUUCUAUGAAGCUCCUUGGCUCCAUCAGAGCGUGAUGAUUUUCAUAGUUGCUAGUUUGGAGAUUGUUCGUCGGGGUUUAUGGAAUUUUUUCAGGGUGGAAAACGAGCAUUUGAACAAUGUUGGGAAAUUUCGAGCGGUUAAGUCGAUCCCCUUGCCCUUUAGCUACGAGGACGGACAAGGAACUAUGAUUCACUAGCGUAAACCAUCAAGUAAUUAUGGUUACCAUGUAACUUUUUCACAUCAUUUUAGUUGUAUAAAUGAUGAAAGCUAGAGUGACUAAAACUAAAUCUAGUUGAGGUCACCUUUUUUCUCUGAAGAUAUAUAUGAUUUUCUCAUAACUUAAAGUUUAAAAAUAUUUAAUACGACUAUAUUUAAAAAAAAAUGUUUCG
Molecule: messenger RNA, 2501 nt
Organism: Helianthus annuus (common sunflower)
Lineage: Eukaryota; Viridiplantae; Streptophyta; Magnoliopsida; Asterales; Asteraceae
Product: phosphate transporter PHO1 homolog 9
Exons: 10
Coding region: 74-2308 (744 amino acids)
Biological process (GO): phosphate ion transport; cellular response to phosphate starvation
Cellular component (GO): plasma membrane; cytoplasm; Golgi apparatus
Molecular function (GO): inositol hexakisphosphate binding
Source: RefSeq, a predicted model, not a curated record